Molecule: messenger RNA, 2661 nt
Organism: Blastomyces dermatitidis ER-3
Lineage: Eukaryota; Fungi; Ascomycota; Eurotiomycetes; Onygenales; Ajellomycetaceae
Product: 37S ribosomal protein Rsm22
Exons: 1
Coding region: 1-2661 (886 amino acids)
Biological process (GO): translation
Cellular component (GO): mitochondrial small ribosomal subunit
Molecular function (GO): methyltransferase activity; structural constituent of ribosome
Source: RefSeq, a predicted model, not a curated record
AUGCUCUCCAAACGAUCUUCGAACGUUUGCACAGCAUGCUCUCAAGCCUGGGUCCAGCGCUUUUCAUCCCCACAAGCUCUCCGAGCGCAUCAAGCUGAGAAACGCUUCACAUCGCAAAUUCGCAGGUCGAAUUCCCAUCAUUUCUACUCCAGUCGAUCGCUAACUGCUACCGCUUUACGACCAUCAGGCCGAACACCAGCCCAAAAUGGAAGUAAUGUCAUUCAACAAAGGUUUGCCUACACGGCCUCCGCUCCCGCUUCUGUCGGUGACCAUGGCGCUACGAGAUCAAGGAAGGAGGCCCUAUUCGCCGUAGUUGAAAAUAUAUACCAAGCGGAAGAUGAUAUCGUACAAAGUUUACAAGAGCUGGAGCUCGUCGAUGCGUUUCCUCACCUUAUUUACUCCGAAGACCUCGAUUUAGUAGAUACUAUUACUGCGAUUGUCGGUCAUCGAAGUCAGGCAGAUUUGACGGACAAGGUCACAAGGGUACGGCAAAAGUUUCGUGAUUCGCUGCCGGAAAAUAUGUUAAGCGAGGAAGAGAUGCGAUUAUAUAAAACUUUAUAUGGGGAACCGCUGCCUAUGGAAGAGGCUGCGAUUGUCGAGGAUGAGCCGGAGCCAGACCAGCUAUUCAGAGGUGACGGUGACGGAGGCUGGGUUGAGAUCGAACAUCCCGACGCAAAUACAGCCGUGGAGAAGGCAACGGAGCGUAAUCUUGCUAUGGCUCCAGAAUUUGAAUAUGACGCUGAAGCCGAGGUGGAUUAUAGCGAAAUGUCCGUGGAAGACCGAGCAAACUCGAUAGCAAGAAUGCUAGGAGGGGAAGUUGUACCCUCUGCCGAUUCAAAAGAAUCUUCGGGGGAAGUUUCCGAAUUUGACCCUGAUGACAGUGGUCCACGAUCGCAUCCUCUGACCACUGAAGGGAAGUUCACCACCGGGUCCAAAACGCUUUGGAUGCCAUACGACAGCAUGACCAAACCAGUAUCCCGCAUGCUUUCAGCUUACUCCAACAAACACCUCGCAGAAACUGCACACAGACUGUUUGGUGGGCCAAAUUUGCCCUACUCCACAUCUACGCCUCCGAAGAACAUCCCUCCAACCCCUAUCCAACUCGAUGCAGGACAACAUAUAAUGUCGGAGAUAGAAAGCCAUGCUUUUCUUGCUGUCCUCUACCCCGGCAUAUACGCUUCCGUACUUCCUAUUCUUGUCGAAGUUCGCAAACGGCUAGGGUCUAAAUGGCUUCGCGAUUUGAUCGCUAAAGAAGGCGGCCCGAGGGUUCUUGAUGUUGGGGGUGGUGGUGCGGGGAUUCUAGCUUGGAGGGAAGUGCUAAAGGCUGAAUGGUCCUUAAUGUCUCCCGACAGGCCACCGCACAGUCCUAUUCCCUUCGGGAGGUCAACAGUUCUAACAGGGUCCAACGCGUUGCGACAUAGAGCGAGCCAGCUGUUGGAAAAUACUACAUUCCUUCCCCGCUUGCCGGACUAUGUGCACGUGCGCGACCAAGCGACAACAACUGACGAAAGACCCGCUCCACAGCGCAAACAGUUCGACGUUAUCAUCGCGCCACAUACAAUAUGGCCAAUACGGGAGGAUUAUCAUCGAAAAGAGCACGUGGAGAAUUUAUGGUCCCUUCUCAAUCCGGAUGGAGGUGUUCUCAUUCUUCUUGAAAAGGGCCAUCAGAGGGGUUUCGAGGCCAUUGCAGGUGCCCGCGAAAUGAUUCUUGAGAGAUUGAUUGCAUCUCCCGGAUCGACAGAGUAUGAAAACCCAACGCAAUCUCCAGACUCUGAGAGGUUCAUUCAGAAGGGCAAGGGGAUGAUCAUAGCGCCUUGCACGACCCACGCCAAAUGUCCUAUGUAUACAAAUCCAGGGAAAUCAAUCGCGCGCAAAGAUUUCUGCCACUUCCAGCAACGUUAUAUCCGACCUCCAUAUCUACAGCGGAUCAGGGGUGCUAAGGACAGGAACCAUGAAGACGCGAAAUUCAGCUACGUCGCUGUCCAGCGCGGUGUGGAUAUGAGAGAAACCCAUGGCAUUGUUCAGGGGCAACGGGCAACCGAUGCAGCUUUUGCCGGCUUCGAAGACGUCCAAUACGAGGGCAAUGCUGAAAGUAACGCCGAAGGAGAGGCAACCCCAUUCCAUCCCCUCUCCCUCCCACGACUCAUCCUCCCGCCCUUGAAACGCCAAGGCCAUUCCACACUUGACCUCUGCACCCCGGCAGGCAAAAUUGAGCGGUGGACCGUCCCCCGCUCCUUUAGCAAACAGGCGUACCGCGAUGCCCGUAAGUCUGCCUGGGGCGACCUAUGGGCACUGGGAGCCAAGUCGCGGUCACCGCGCAACAUCAAGCUUGGAUUCGUAGAUGAUCAGAGCAGUGAUAAGAAGUUUGAGAGACGUGUGCGCAAGCGGUCGUUGGCUGACGAUAUGGCGGAGGAGGAACAUCAACUGGGUACUUCCGGUGCUACUGGGGAGGGGAUGGGGUGGGGAGAUGAGGAAGAGGAUCGAGGGAUGGGUGAACUUCGGGAGGCGAUGGGUCGGUUGGAUCCCUAUGGGAGUAGGCAGCGGAUUAGUAGGAAGCCGGAGAAGAAGAAAAAGGUUCCUGCUUGGGUGAAGAAGAUGGAGGUGCGGAAGGAGAGGAAGGCGAAGCAGGCGAAUGACUUUGGUGGCUUUGGUGAUGGGUAA